Messenger RNA from Pseudoliparis swirei, 1007 nucleotides. It is a transcript of the gene myl12.1, whose product is annotated as myosin, light chain 12, genome duplicate 1. Gene Ontology annotation, molecular function: calcium ion binding. The record is from RefSeq and is a predicted model, not a curated record. Bases 126 to 644 code for a protein of 172 amino acids. NCBI's taxonomy places the organism in Eukaryota, Metazoa, Chordata, Actinopteri, Perciformes, Liparidae. Gene Ontology annotation, cellular component: cytoplasm. The transcript has 4 exons.
GUUUGUUCUGAAUGUCCCGUACGGAACCCAACAUGUUUAUCAGGAAGUGAAGGGCGGUGGUUGAGAAAAGAGCAGCUUCGGGCUAACUGUGUUUUGUAUUUGUCAGGUAAAACAAACGGGUCAAAAUGUCCAGCAAAAGAACAAAGGGAAAGACCACGAAGAAGCGCCCUCAGCGCGCAACUUCCAAUGUCUUCGCCAUGUUUGACCAGUCUCAGAUUCAGGAGUUCAAGGAGGCCUUCAACAUGAUUGACCAGAACCGCGAUGGGUUCGUGGACAAAGAGGACCUUCACGACAUGCUGGCCUCACUUGGGAAAAAUCCAACUGAAGACUACCUGGAGGCUAUGAUGAUGGAAGCUCCUGGACCCAUUAACUUCACCAUGUUCCUCACCAUGUUUGGGGAGAAGCUCAAUGGCACAGACCCCGAGGAUGUCAUCAGAAAUGCAUUUGCUUGCUUCGAUGAGGAGGGAGCAGGUUCUAUCCCGGAGGAAUAUCUCAGAGAGCUGCUCACGACAAUGGGUGACCGGUUUACAGAUGAGGAGGUGGACGAGCUCUUCAGGGAGGCCCCCAUCGACAAGAAAAGCAACUUCAACUACGUGGAGUUCACACGCAUCCUGAAGCACGGUGCCAAGGAUAAGGACGAUUAAAGAGCCACACCAGCAUCAUUCUUUCUACUCUACUCCUCGUGCGUUCCAAUACGCACCCCAUUUUAAACAACCAAAGCAAUAACUACCCACUCUAAAUAUCCACUCUUGUGUGCUGUGAACUUCCAGUAUUGCCAAAAGUACACGCAUCUCUAAUGAGAGGAACACAAAAAGAUUAAAAAUGUUUUUCCUGUCAUGUGAAGUGGCAGCAGCUUGGAAGCUCUAAGGGAUAAAUAAGGCUUUGCAGUUCAUGUGAUCAGGUUUAGCAGAAUUUCUACAUUUUAUAAUCUAAACUUUUUAAAUAAAGCCAUCUAUCAAGUUGUAUUUUGCUGACUUUAUCUCUUCCAUAAAUGAAAACUGAAAUAA